Messenger RNA from Striga hermonthica, 510 nucleotides. The record is from the annotation of a GenBank genome assembly. Lineage: Eukaryota; Viridiplantae; Streptophyta; Magnoliopsida; Lamiales; Orobanchaceae.
AUGUCGACCGGUUCCAGUUCAUAUAGGAAGACAAGUUCGGCAGCAACAUUCCCGACAACAACAUUCCCGAGUUCAGCAAAUCCGAUAUUAGAAUGUAAACAUAGGGAAAAGCCCGAUCUUCUUACCUCUCAUACUGAUCUGAAUCCGGCUAGGAGGUACUACCGGUGCAAAUAUCGAAUGGAUGAUGAUUGUCAAUUUUUUGCUUGGUUUGAUCCUGAGCUCCCACCCUACCAGAAAGCUAGUUAUUUGAAGUUGAAAGGUCAAGUUCAAGUGUUGGAAGAACAAUUGAAAUGCAAAGUGUUUAUGGAGAAACUUUUGUCUGAAAGAUUAGAAGUAAAAGACAAUGAGUUGGAUCUGUUGAAAAGGAAAAAUGCUGAUCUUGAGAAUAAUAUUGCAACCAUGGAUCAGAGGAGAAAAUCAGAGAAAAAUUUGCUUAUUUUAGUCACUAUGUUUUUGUUAGCCAUGUGGUUCUUUGGUGUUUCUAAUGAGAAGAAGUUAAUGCUUAUGUAG